AUGACUGUCCGUCAGCAACAACGAAAAUGGUGGCAACUACAAUGGUUCGCUGAAAGCGAUACCAAAGAGGAAAGGCGACUUAUCCUUAAGCUCGACCUUUUGAUUGUUCCUUAUGCAUUUUUAGCAUAUUGGACGAAGUAUAUCGACCAGGCGAAUAUCAAUAAUGCCUACGUUUCUGGUCUAAAAGAAGACCUCGGAUUCCAUGGGAAUGAGCUCGUUAAGCUGCAAACGAUGUACACUAUUGGGGCUGUGCUCGGUCAAUUACCCUUUGCCUAUCUGUUCACCAAGCUGCCCAUGUCGUGGCUUAUCCCGUUCAUGGAUGUUGCAUGGGGUAUCUUCACAUUGGUUCAGUAUCGGGCUACUUCUUUCGCCGAGUUGGCUGCCUAUCGCUUUAUGGUCGGAUGGUUUGAGGCGGCCUUCUUCCCAGGAAUGCACUAUAUCUUCGGAUCUUGGUAUCGAAGUGAUGAAAUUGCUCGCCGAGGAGGAUGCUUCUACGUCGGCCUCACUUUGGGUACUCUAACUGCAAGUCUCAUCCAAGCCGGUGCAUCAAGCCGUUUAGACGGUGUCAACGGACUCGCAGGUUGGAGAUGGAUGUACAUCAUAUGUGCCAUCAUCACCAUCCCAGUCGCCAUCCUAGGCUAUUUCAUCCUCCCAGGAACACCAGAUAAGCCGAAUAAACUCAUUCUGAAGGACAAAGAUGUCCAGCUCGCCAAGACCCGCCUGGAGCGCGCCUCUCACACCAUCAAAGAAGAACCGCUGACAUGGCGCACCUUCGUCAAGGUCGGUCGCAACUGGAAGUUCUGGGCUCUGCUUUGGGUCGACAUAUUCUUCUGGAAUGCCUGUAUCAAUACCUCAGCUGGUGGUUACCAACUAUGGCUGAAAGGCCUCAAGCGAUUCUCGACAAGUCGACUUAACGAACUCGCCGCCAUCUCUCCGGCUCUGGGUAUUUUCUAUACGCUUUUCGUGUGUUUUGCUUCGGACCUGGUCCUUGGUCCUGCUUGGGCAAUUACCGUCUCUCAUCUUUGGAAUAUCAUCGGUCUUACAAUCCUGGUCAUUUGGAAAGUCCCCGAGUCUGCAUUGUGGUUCGCUUUUAUGACGACUUACUCUGCGGUCGCUAUGUCGAGCGUCUUAUACGGGUGGAUAAAUAGUCAGAUGCGCUAUUCACCUGUUGAACGUUCUUUGACACUUAUUAUUGUCAAUACGGUGGCGCAGUCGACGACUUGUUGGACGCCUUUGCUUGUGUUUAAGACGGUGGAGGGUCCGCGCUUUACGAAGGGAUACUCUUUCGUUCUUGCGAACGCGAUCUGUCUGAUUACGCUGUCGCAUGUUGUUCAAUUCUUUAUCAAGAGGGAAGAGAGAACAAAAGCCAGAGGCGGCAGUGUCUCUGGGUCAGACAGUGCAGAUGAUUCGAGCAACCUUGAGUCUGGACCCCAGGAAACCAAUGUUAUUGGCAAGCAUGAUCAGAAGACUUAG
Penicillium subrubescens is the source of this 1473-nucleotide messenger RNA. RefSeq names its product putative MFS transporter Seo1. Gene Ontology annotation, molecular function: transmembrane transporter activity. The transcript has 5 exons. Gene Ontology annotation, cellular component: membrane. Gene Ontology annotation, biological process: transmembrane transport. Bases 1 to 1473 code for a protein of 490 amino acids. Lineage: Eukaryota; Fungi; Ascomycota; Eurotiomycetes; Eurotiales; Aspergillaceae. The record is from RefSeq and is a predicted model, not a curated record.